Molecule: messenger RNA, 1807 nt
Organism: Chanos chanos (milkfish)
Lineage: Eukaryota; Metazoa; Chordata; Actinopteri; Gonorynchiformes; Chanidae
Gene: ldha
Product: lactate dehydrogenase A4
Exons: 7
Coding region: 1-1002 (333 amino acids)
Biological process (GO): pyruvate metabolic process; lactate metabolic process
Cellular component (GO): cytoplasm
Molecular function (GO): L-lactate dehydrogenase (NAD+) activity
Source: RefSeq, a predicted model, not a curated record
AUGGCAUCCACAAAGGAGAAACUGAUUACUGAGGUUAUGAAGGGGGAGCCUGUUCACUGCAGGAACAAAGUGACAGUGGUUGGUGUUGGAAUGGUGGGCAUGGCUUCUGCUAUCAGCAUCCUGCUCAAGGAUUUGGCUGAUGAGUUGGCCCUGGUUGAUGUGAUGGAGGACAAGCUGAAGGGUGAGGCUAUGGACCUGCAGCACGGCAGUCUCUUCCUGCAUACGCACAAGAUCGUGGCUGACAAGGACUACAGCGUCACAGCCAAUUCAAGGGUUGUGGUGGUGACUGCUGGAGCCCGUCAGCAGGAAGGUGAGAGCCGCCUUAACCUGGUGCAGAGAAAUGUCAACAUCUUCAAAUUCAUCAUCCCCAACAUUGUCAAGUACAGCCCUGACUGCAUCAUGCUGGUUGUCUCCAAUCCAGUCGAUAUCCUGACCUACGUGGCAUGGAAGCUGAGCGGCCUGCCCAGGCACCGUGUCAUUGGCAGCGGCACCAAUCUGGACUCAGCCCGUUUCCGUCACUUUAUGGCGGAAAGGCUUAAGAUCCAUUCCUCCAGCUGCCAUGCCUGGGUGGUUGGAGAGCAUGGUGACUCUAGUGUGCCUGUAUGGAGCGGUGUGAACGUAGCUGGAGUCUCCCUCAAGUCUCUUCACCCUGAAAUGGGCACAGACAAGGAUAAGGAAGACUGGAAGAGCGUUCACAAGAUGGUGGUUGACAGUGCUUAUGAAGUCAUUAAACUGAAGGGCUACACCUCCUGGGCCAUUGGUAUGUCUGUGGCUGACUUGGUGGCGAGCAUCCUUAAGAAUAUGCACAAGGUGCACCCAGUGUCCACCUUGGUCCAGGGUAUGCAUGGUAUUAAGGACGAGGUUUUCCUGAGCUUGCCCUGUGUCCUUGGCAACAGCGGCCUGACGCAUGUGAUACACAUGACCCUUCAGCCAGAUGAGGAGAAACAACUGGUCAAGAGUGCCGAGACACUGUGGGGUGUUCAGAAGGAGCUGGCACUGUGAAACGGAAUCCCCUCCAAAAUGUAACCAAUUAGCUGUACUCAACAAUACCUUAAAACUUCUAAUUGGUGUCUUCAAGCAGACCUCCGAACCGUAGACCUUAAAACCCCCUCGCUAUUAGCAACAAUAGCUAAUGCUUAAAGGUUGUUGUUAUUUUUGUCGUCUUCAGAAAGAUUAUAAUGCAAUGGUAAACAGAUUGUCUGUGUGCGUAUGUUGUUGUUGUUGUUGCUGCUUCUCGUCUUCCUCAAUGCUGCAAAGAGUGUUUAAAAACGAAAAAACACAUCUAGCAUGAGCGUGACAGUUUCCAGUUUGGGUCUCUGUUUGGUGGAAGUUUGUUCCAAGCUCAGCAGCCAUUCCGAACCAUUUCGUUCCCAUGGCAGGAACAGUCUACCUGUGUUACAGCUUCUCAUCUCAUCAGUGUAAAACCUACUUCCUGUGGAAACAGAACUUCUUUACUUGAUAUCAGAAACCACUACUAAAUACCAAAUAUGGACAUAAAUAGAUUGUUCAUUUGCCAAGGAAGGAUUUUGGCCCGCUCAUAAAGAAAGGAGAUAUGUAACAAAUUACUUAACAAAGAACCAAACGGAACUUUGUUUUAGCUCAUAAAUGUAAUUCGGCACUGAGAAAUUUCGUUUAGAACAUAAAUGGUUCGUUUCUUGUGCACCUUAUCUGUCUGCUGGAAAGUUGUUUUUUUGUACUUCUACCUUUUGUGAAACUAGUUUCUGCAAAACAAAGAAACUCCGUUCCAUAGGAACACAAUGUUUACAUGGAACAGAACCUCGCUCCAAUACCAAAUAAACUCCGUGGA